Molecule: messenger RNA, 1146 nt
Organism: Zygotorulaspora mrakii
Lineage: Eukaryota; Fungi; Ascomycota; Saccharomycetes; Saccharomycetales; Saccharomycetaceae
Gene: TAF4
Product: Taf4p
Exons: 1
Coding region: 1-1146 (381 amino acids)
Biological process (GO): transcription initiation at RNA polymerase II promoter
Cellular component (GO): transcription factor TFIID complex
Molecular function (GO): DNA binding; RNA polymerase II general transcription initiation factor activity
Source: RefSeq, a predicted model, not a curated record
AUGUCAGUGAAACGUGAAGGUGGCGCGAUGGAUCCGCUAGCGAAAAGAUCCAAAUCUAAUACCCCUGCGCAGGAUACGGAGCCUGCCUUUGAUUUGGGGAAUUCACAAAUGUCUCGUACUAGUUCUAUAUCUCAGCAGUCAGGUGGAUCUGGGAAUUUCUCUACAGUUGUGCCAAUGGCCUUUGAUAACACGGGAGAUAAUUCUGAUGGAAUGUCCUUGCCCAAAAAAUCGAUGCCGACGACAGAUCUCAAAAAAUCUGAUAGCAACUCCACUGCAAAUCUACUGGCACUGCCCAAGAAAGAUGAAAAGAAAAAAUCCAAAGCUCAGAGUAAAAGUGGUCAAGCUUCCAGUUCUCAAGGGGCGGAGAUUUCAUCAGGAAACAAGCCACCGCAGACCGAUCCAAAUAAAAUGCAGGAUGUAUUAUUUUCGGCUGGUGUGGAUAUCAGGGAGGAGGAAGCACUUCUGAACUCAUCUAUGAAUGCAUCAAAGUCGCAGACACAAACAGCAAACAUGAAAAUGCCCAAUCGUCAAGCUUUUCUCCAUCCUGAUCAGGUCGGCGCCUUUAUGAAGAAAGUCAGUAAAGAACAGAAUUUUACCCAGAACUUUACAAAAAAUUCUGAGGUUUUGCGUGUCAUGUCUAGUGCAUGUGAAAUGUAUAUGAAAGACGUAAUAACAAACUCACUGGUAAUAUCCAGACAUAGAAGAAGAGCUGUCACUUUGAAUUCGGGAAGAAGAAGUGAACUAUCUGCGUCGUUGAGGUCGAUGGCUUUGGUUCAAAAAAAGGAGGAAGAAAGACGUGUGAAAAAGCGAAUAGCGUUGGGGCUAGAGAAAGAAGACUUUGAGAAUAAGAUGGACUCCGAAGAAACCCUACACAGGGCUUCGAAUGUCACUGCUGGUCUGCGAGCAGGUAGCAAAAAGCAAUAUGGUUGGCUGACCUCAUCCACAAGUAAACCAACUGCCAUGGGAUCAAAAACCCUUGGGAAAGUUGCUUCUGCCAUUGCAGCUAGAGGCGAUAGUGGACUGAGAUUCAGAGAGGCGAGGGAAGAGCCGGGUAUAGUAAUGAGAGAUUUAUUAUAUGCAUUAGAGAACAGGCAUAACGGAACUCACAAUGUGAUUUCGAAGGGAUAUGCAAGAAUUAGGGAUUAA